Medicago truncatula (barrel medic) is the source of this 465-nucleotide messenger RNA. RefSeq lists its product as uncharacterized. The record is from RefSeq and is a predicted model, not a curated record. The coding region runs from base 1 to 465 and encodes 154 amino acids. Gene Ontology annotation, molecular function: protein dimerization activity. The transcript has a single exon. Lineage: Eukaryota; Viridiplantae; Streptophyta; Magnoliopsida; Fabales; Fabaceae.
AUGGAGUGUUUGUGCCCAAACAACUCGUUCUCUAAAUUUGACAAAGCAAAGUUGAUUGAAUUUGCAAAGUUUUAUCCAAUUGAAUUUUCUCCAACUUCAUUGGUGUUGCUUGAUAGUCAACUUGAGACUUACAUCUUUGAUAUGCGUAGGAGUGUUGAAUUUGCAUCUUUGAAAGGAAUAAGUGAUCUUUCAAAAAAAAUGGUUGCACUCAAAAAACAUAUUGAUUAUCCUUUAGUCUAUGGACUUUUGAAGUUAGCAAUGAUUUUGCCCGUUGCCACAUCAACCGUUGAACGAGCCUUUUCUGCUAUGAAGAUUGUGAAGUCUAGAUUGCGUAAUCGAAUGGGAGAUGAUGGGAUGAAUGAUUGUCUCGUGACUUAUAUUGAGAGAGAUGUGGCGGACAAAAUUGAUGAUGAGUUGAUUAUUCAACGAUUUCAGAAGAUGGCACCGCGUAGGGGACAUUUGUAA